UAGGUUAUAUUUGUUCAAUAAUCAUAUGCGGUUACAAGUUUUUAAGCUCUUUUCAAAACUGUAAUUUAAAUUCUUGUCAAAUUCAUGAUUGUUAUUCAAUAAUCGUAACAUACAAUCGUUAGUUGGAGCAGGUACAAUUUUUAUGAAUAGUUGGUGUCAAGUCGCUCCAUUAUUGAUUUGAUGAAACUAUAUACUUCUUUCGCUCGAUCGUUCAGUUUUCCUUAACAAGAUUAUACUUCAAAAACGGUUUCUGUUGUUUCCCAAAAGAACAAAUCUUAGACCUUGAACCAUAGGUAAUGAGUUAACAAUAGAACUGGUAAGGAAGCGAUUCUGAUCAUAAUCCGCGGAUUUUUUUUUCCUAAUUCUGGGCUAAAAUUUUGACAUAAAAUAAAAAAACAAUAUAUCUCUCACUACAUCACAAUCUCUAUGUACAAAGUUAGUAAGUUUGUUGACAAAUAAAUUUUCACUGCUUUCUAAUAGAAAAAUGCUCAAAUCAAAUGUUGACCAUGACAUAAUACCUGCUAAUAAAAUUUCAGUUAAUAAUGCCUCUAAGAAGAAGAACGAAUUCAUUUGUACUGUUGAACUUUUUAUAAUACAGAAAUAUGCCGUUUGAUUAAAAAUAUUUAUUACAUAUGGUCAUCAACAAACAAAUUCAACAACGUAAGUUUCUAGUUUCAAGUUCAUUAGUUAAAAUACAUUUUCAAAAUGACCGGCAUGCCCCCAGGCUCCUUUCGGCGCAAAAGUUCUACCAAGACCCUCGAAAAACGAGAAUUCAGUAACGAAUAUCUAAAUUGCAAAAAUUGGUUGGAUAAAAAAAUCCAAAAGUUACUAAUGAAUCAGUCUUCAACAUCACCGGGACAACACGAGGCCGAUGCACCCGAGAAGGAUACUUUUCAAGGAGUCAGGGUGAGAAGGAUGAUCACGAAGAAGAGUAUUUGCACGUUCAUCGACGGACUCCAGCAAUAUGGGAUCGACCUGGAGUACGCUUGCCACCUCUUCUCUGGAGUGUUCAGAACGAAGGCGAAGGUCGUAGGGCCUGAUGAGAUCUGCAUCAACGGUGACGUGCUCAACUAUCUCAAGUACCACAUCCCAUAUUACUGGCCCGAGGUAGGGGAAAUAUUAUGUGAGAAGGAACUAAUGACAUGUUAAAUAAGAUACUGUCAGUUGUCCGAAAAUAUAACCAAUAAAAUUGUCUAUCUUCCUUUUAUAGAAUUAACAUUUUGAUUAGUUUCAUUAGUAUUUAACCUUUUUUGAUAUUACAUUAUUCGUUGGUACAACUACUCAUGAAGAGUCAAAGCCUUCAACAGUUAGAGCAGCCAGUUUCUCUGUUUUAUGCUACUUCCUAACAACUCCUUUGUCUUAUCCCUUCUGAGCACUGCCUAUCUUAGUAAUCCAAUCUUCAUUAAAUAUAUGACAUCAAAGUCAUCGUAGAGAUUCAUUAAUUCGGCAUUUUUUUUCUCAGUCUCUAUAUGCCUUUUAUAAACUUUGACUUGAUGGCUCAAGUGCUUUGGUCAACGUACGACACUUGCAAAUUUGAGUAAGUACCUGAUUAGGGUCUUGAUACAUAUCUUGGUGAUGCUAGAGAACGAUUUGUUUGUUUUAGGUAUCUCUGAAGCCCUAUUAGCACUACAAUCCGCUUUGGCUGCAAAUUAUAAAAAUAAAUUCCUCUAUACAUUUGAAGUCUCCGGAUUUAAAUCUUCCUACAACAUAUUCUCUUCUUUUUACGAUUGCAGAGCGUAUACUUUGUUUUGGACUAGUUCACCUGCAAUCAAACUUUAGGUGUUGAAAUGGGAUGUACCGUCAUUUUUAAUAUGAUAAGGUACAUAUGAUUGGGUAUUUGAAAUGAACAAGUGGACUGUAUUGAAAUUAAAUAUAAUUAUAUUUAAACAGUAUAUAAAGAUGGGGGUUUGGCUUAUAAAUGUUCUACAAUCGUUUACUUGAUGCUGAGGUACGGUGGUCGGCCGGCUGCUACACUUCUCAUCUCCAUGUGUCCAGUAGGUCUCGGUGUUCUACUCCAUGCCUCUUCCCAUGAUAGAACAGCAAGAAAGGUGGUCUUGAAGAGGAUAGAGUGUUCGUCUACUUCUCCGUGUGGUUUCAGUCGCCCAUUUUUUCUCCUAUUACUAGUUUUUUGGUGCAU
Messenger RNA from Nezara viridula (southern green stink bug), 2137 nucleotides. The record is from the annotation of a GenBank genome assembly. NCBI's taxonomy places the organism in Eukaryota, Metazoa, Arthropoda, Insecta, Hemiptera, Pentatomidae.